AUGGGUUCCAGCCAGAAAAAGAAGAACGAAAGGAAAAAGGACUUCCAGCUUUUGCUAAUCAGGGUCUUUUCAGCUAUUGUUUUAAAUCAGCAAUCGCUGACAACAUCCGCUCCAUCGGCAUCAUCUCAGUUCACUCAUUAUUUAUCUCUUCUGAAUUCAAAAUCGGAUUCUCAACGGAAGGACUCUCUUUCCUACUUGACAACGGCCAUUGCUUCCCGCCCAGUCAACUCCCCUCUACCCCAACCAGUCAGUGUCAUAUUACCGUCUCUUGUAUCUCUGAUCCUGGACGGUAGCAAUGGGGUCCGCAAUCAACUGAUUAAGCUUCUGAAAUCGUUCCCUGCGCCAGACAUGGAAGGACAUAUCUCUCAACUUCUACCCUACGUCCGUGCGGGCAUGACGCAUCUUGCAGUUGAUAUCCGACUAUCUUCUGUCGAAAUCAUUUCCUGGCUUGUAGCCAUUGCGGGCCGCGAGGUGGUCUCAUCACCUGGUGGGUGGAUAAAAACAAUCAAUUGCUUCCUGUCCAUUUUAGGGUGGCAUACAGAAGAAUCAGUGAAGUGGUCGUCGAAUAGAGCCUCAUUCGGAAAGACUGGUAGUGAUGGGAAGCCGAUGGUUCGAACGCUGCAAGCUCUGGCCGAAUUCCUACGAGCAGGCAUUGGCGCUGCUGAGGACGAAUCUGAGAUUGUGGGGCCGAACGUGAUGGGUGACAAGGAGUGGAACUUUCCCCUUACCCAGACAAACCAUCAUAUUUUGCCAACUAAGUCUGCACCGUUUGCUUACCUCAAUUUAUUCGGACAGCCAAAAAAUGAGGAGGGUGAGAUGUAUGAAACCAGGGAAGAUAGGUUUAGAAUUUUCUCUGAUAGAUUUCUACCUGUUAUAGAACGCGGAAUAAACAUGGCAAGACAAGAAGGUGGAGAGAUCGGUCGUGCAUCCGCAGGUGUAAAGAAAAUUCUGAAUGAAGCUCGGGUGCUCAAUUCCGACCCUUGA
Histoplasma capsulatum G186AR is the source of this 984-nucleotide messenger RNA. RefSeq names its product pre-rRNA-processing protein ipi1. The transcript is spliced from 2 exons. Gene Ontology annotation, cellular component: nucleus. Lineage: Eukaryota; Fungi; Ascomycota; Eurotiomycetes; Onygenales; Ajellomycetaceae. Gene Ontology annotation, biological process: rRNA processing. The coding region runs from base 1 to 984 and encodes 327 amino acids. The record is from RefSeq and is a predicted model, not a curated record.